CAUAGCGUCCAAGAUUCCGAUAGUCUUGUGAUCGGGCUGUAUGCUGUUGUCUGUCAAAUUGUGUUAAUACGGGGUGAAUUUUUUUCGCCCACAUGUAUAUAGAGUUAUGACUAUAGGUUGUUAUUACUUAAUCCUCUCUUUUUUCUGUUAGUGUCAUUAUUAAGAUAAAACGAUGUUGGUGUUGGUGCUUGGAGAUUUGCAUAUUCCUCAUCGCUGCAGCAGUCUUCCUGCAAAAUUCAAGAAGCUCCUUGUACCUGGAAGAAUACAGCACAUUCUGUGCACAGGGAAUUUGUGUACUAAGGAAUCCUAUGAUUACCUGAAGACUCUUGCAAGUGAUGUGCAUGUUGUUCGGGGAGACUUUGAUGAAAAUCUGAACUAUCCAGAACAGAAGGUGGUGACAGUUGGCCAAUUCCGCAUUGGUCUCUCCCAUGGACACCAAGUUGUGCCUUGGGGGGACCCGGAGUCUUUGGCACUGAUCCAGCGCCAACUGGAUGUGGACAUCCUGAUUUCGGGCCACACACACAAAUUUGAAGCUUAUGAGCAUGAGAACAAAUUCUACAUCAAUCCAGGUUCAGCUACUGGGGCCUACAAUCCCUUGGACACGAAUAUCAUCCCAUCAUUUGUUUUAAUGGAUAUUCAGAGCUCAACAGUUGUUACUUAUGUGUAUCAACUAGUAGGUGAUGAAGUGAAGGUGGAACGAAUUGAAUAUAAAAAGAACUGAAACAAUAUUCAAAGAAGAGCUUUACGUGAACUUUGCCAGUGGGUGAAAUUUGUCUGUCUCAGAAAUAAUCUUCGUAAUCAUCCAUUAUACCAUGCAACAGUUUAUGAAGAAAGAAUUUUCCUUGGUGUCCUUUUUUCCUGUCCUCCUUAAGUUACUUUAAAUAAUAAAAUUUCAAGAUCUGAAAAUAGAAAAAUGAAAAAGAAAUUUUGAACAAAACCAAAGAGUUUUUAUUGUACCAGUCAUUUUUAAUGACAGUUUUGAUUGUUGUCACUGAUCUGUAAAACAAACUAUUUAUGAUUAAAGAUCAGUGGUGGGCUGAAUGAAAAAAAUGCAUUUAUAUUUAAUUUGAAUUUUGAGAAUAUAUUUCAUUGCCAAAAAAGUUUUCCUAAUCUCAAUUAGUAAUGUUAUGUUAUUAAGGCAUUUCUGUAAUUAAUCUUUUGUAGUUGAGAACAAAAAUCUCAUCAGCUAUGUUCACUUAUAGAAAUUUGUUAUCUUUCUUAUAUCUCAUUUUUAUUUUGAAUAUAUAGCAUUGAAUAAUCUUUAUUACAUUGAUGGUAUAUAGAUUUUUCUUAAAUUUGUGCAAGUGGUAUAAAAUAUAUCAUGUGUAAUUUCUUUAUUGUUUUUGUAAGUUAUGACAACAAUUUAUUACAUUUUGUUGUAUUUCUUAGGAUACAGUGUUCAUUAAUGUAUUCAUAAUCAAAACAUCCCAAAUAUUUGCAGUUUUUGUUUUGCGGUUUUGUAGAAUAACUGAAUGCUUGUAUGAUUGUUGUACACCAACACCAUUCUGUGCAAUGAUUCUUUCUUCUUAAAAUUUGCAGUUUGACUUAAAACCUGUACAUAAAAAUAUGUUAUAUAUGUACAUAUUUCUCUGAAAACCGUACUCCUAUGGAAAAACCAAUUAAUAAACAAAUUAAUCAAAUUUUAACUUGGUCAUUUUUGUGAAACAAUUUUCAAUUAAUUUCAAUAAUUUCAAAAUACUGUCAUUUUAUCUGCUAAAUAAUAAUUUUUGUUUUAUUUUUAAUAAUCAUGUUUGAGAAUGAAAAUUUGUUAAACCUUGUUUUGGGCAAGUAAUUAUUCUUAUUCAGUCUUAAUUUUGUGGAGUUAUAAAUAUAAUUUGAUUGAAUAAUAUCAUAUUUGCAUUAUUUUAACUAUCAUAUUAUGCCUUGUAAACAAGGACUACAUUUAUUCCUCACUCUAACGAGUGGGUACAAUACUUUACAUUUGCAAGAACUGAUUUUUCAUCUUUUUUUAUGAAAAAAAUAUUCCAAAUUAAUCCUGAUACUGUUAUGUAGUCUUAAUGCAAGGUGGUACAGAGAUACUAUAUUAUUUUAAUUAAUGUUUAUAGUUUUAUUAAUGUAUUUGAACUGGGUUCUGUUAGCAUUUGGUUAAAAUUCAAUAUAUCAAUAUUAUUGUAUUUUUAAAAUGCUUAUAUAACCUAUAGUGCAAUUUGUGUAUAAAUACAGUAUUAUAUAGGGAAUUAAUCUCUUUCAUUUCUAAUUUUUUCCUUUAAUCCUAAAAAUUUUGUUCGAAAUGGAUUGGAAAAUAGUAAUGUAAUUAUAAUGAUAGUAAUACAUUAUAAUAGUAAUGUAAUUACGAGAAUUUAUUGCAUAAUAUUAAAGUACACAACAUACAUUACUGCUGAAGAAUAGGUUCAUGGUAAAUGAUAUAUAGUAAUGUCAUUUUAAUACAGUGGUUUCAUGUAAUUGGCCUACUAAAACAUUAUCCCAAAAAUGCUAAGUUGGUAUAGAUUAAAAUCCAAUAUAACCAAUAAAACAAUUGUUUCUUUUAACUCUCUUGCCAUACUACAUACUAUGUGGCUUGGUAGUGCUUAUGUAGCAGUUGAGGAAAAUGUAUUGUAACGCUGUGGAAAAUAUCAGCAAUGCUUCAACAGGAAAACUUAUAUUGUGGGACCCUAGUAUUGAAAAUGUGGAUAAAUCUUAUACUUUUAUGUAGUAAAUUAUUUUCUCUAAGAAGUGUUGUCAGAAUCCACAUUUUUUAGGUCCUUGAUACUGAAAAAUUGAUGUCAAAACGGUUAAUUUUUUGUCUGUAUUUGUUUGUCAAAGGCACCUAAAUCGGUUAAAUGAUUUUCUCCAAAACUGAUAUUUUCAACCAAUAUGGCCAAAAUCGAGACCCUGCGAGUUUCAAACUGAUUCCAUAUUUACCUGAAUAUAACUCGAGAAGUCAACUAAUUCUUACCACAGUGAAACUUGCUCAAUGUGAAACGUGUAUAAUGCUGAAAUCUGUGUGACGGCCCUGCCACACAUAAAUUCUACAAUAUUACAUUGCAUAAUACAGAACUAUGAUUUUCUUGUUCCUUAAAACUAAAUCUAUAAAUUGCGAAAGAUACAAAUAAUACGAGAAGAUGUGUGGUUAGGGAAAACCGCGCUAGCCGACAUGUAGGCCAGCUUCACCAGCGAGGAAAGAUCACCAGAUCACCGCCUCCUCCCGAAGAAAAAAAAUGCCCUACACGUAAUACUGGAUUAACUUCUUAGCAGUUGUCGUGCCCGGGAACGCGAAGUAAUCAAAUAGGGUACGAAUUGAUGGGAAGGGGGUAUGUCGGGGAUCGAUUCAUUCUUAGUGUGAUGACCUCUGCUGAACAAAAACAUUAAUUUCUCUCCCUACCUAUACAAUCCAUUGAUAACCAUUGCAUUCAAAAUUUCCAGAAUUUGAAAAGUUCAAGAAUAAGAGAUUAUUAAGAUUUAUUCAGACUAUGCAACUUAACUUAAAAAUGUAUAUUCGCUGAGUCCUUGUUAUAAGUUGCCCGUUCUGAAUGAAAGCCUCGUUCGUCUUCUGCGCAUUGUGUAUAGUGACCUCGACGGAAGCACCGGCAGAGUUAUUUUGCGAGUGUCGUCGUGAAUACGAGAGUGUGUUGAAGAUAUUUCAUUAUUGCAACAUACUCCAGGGUAGUUCUGUUUCUAAAUAAAACAAUUUUAUAUAAUUAUUGUUAUCACUGAUUGCUGCAAUAGCAACUAAUAUCACGAAAUACACUAGUGUAAAACGUAACUAAACAAUGCUUUUUUUAUGGUAAGUGCUUUUUGCUAAGUGUUGGAGUGUGAUUACAUUAUUUUCGCAACAUAUGUCGUGUUUGUAAGAAUUCUAUUACCUAAAAUUCGAGUGCCCAGUGGAAAUCAUCAAAACAAAACCGAAGUGCCAGUGAGCAUAUUUGACACGGAUACUACGCAUAUAAUUAAGGAAGUAAUGUUUGAAUCGUCUCCUGUAUUAUUUCAGUAGUAUACACACUUUUUGCGGGUCUCACGCGCAACCGACCUUGAUAAAUAAUGUCUCUAAAUAAAGAGAGCCAAAUGCAAUCCGCAACACUUCUUAGGAUUUUUGAAUGUAUAUCGUUAAAUAAC
Messenger RNA from Gryllus bimaculatus (two-spotted cricket), 4074 nucleotides. The record is from the annotation of a GenBank genome assembly. Lineage: Eukaryota; Metazoa; Arthropoda; Insecta; Orthoptera; Gryllidae.